UCUGGGCAAAGCCACAAUACGUAUGUGUAAAAGCGUGUAUGUGCACGCGCGUGUGUGUAUGCACACUCACCCAUUUCAGGACGUGGCCUAAACCUCAAAUGCACUGCAGGUUGAAUGGAGAUUACCCAGCACACCGUACAUCCUGAUCACCUUCGCCAGUGUUCUCACCCAUCCCUAUCCUCUGUAUGAGCAGAGAUGAUCCGUAUUCACAACCCUAACCACAUGCCCUUUUUGCGUCACACUGAAGCAUUUCUGCGGACGGGCACCCUCUGUGACACUGUCCUCAUAGCGGACAGUCAUGUGUUCAAAGCGCAUGCUUUGGUGCUAGCCUGGGCAAGCAAGAGCCUUGAACGGCAGCUCACCAGGCAGAGUCCAGGUAUGGGCUAUCGGUGCACCAUCGACAGUGUUCCCCCCAACACUCUUAAGCAAAUCCUGGACUAUGUGUACAGUGAGUGGGUAGAGGUUCCAAAGGAGGACCUUCUGGAGCUGCUGAGGGGAGCUCAACACCUGGAAGUCCACGCACUUGUGGAGCAGUGUCAGGUGCAGAUAGACAGCCUACAGAGGAUUAAAGAUGCAGGCAGGGGGUCUACACCAGAUGUGGACGUAGGCCAUUGUGAUUCAACAUCAUGCAAGAAAAUCCCCUCUUCUGAUGAGGCAUCUCUCAGUUCCUCUUUAGAUUCUUCUCCUGUGAUCCACUGUGACCACGCAAGGGCCCGGUGCACCUUCACUCCGUCGCCCCCUCUACAGAAGCCCCGCUUGUCUAUGGCUGCAUCGUCACCCACAACUUUCACAUAUGCCACAACCUCCACCACGGCCCGCUUGGCCAGUUCUCCAUCCACGGCGUCCGUUCUCCGCUGGCCCCCGCUGAACCCCUCCCAUCAGAUGGUGCUUAGCUACAGCGACCUCAUGGCGAUGCGUGCCCUGACGGCCUCCCAACACAUGAUGGCCUGUUCUUACCCCACACCCAUGUACCCAUUCUUUCACCGCCCCUUCCAGCCACAGACGUCCAGCUCUCUGUCGAGAUACUCAGGGCUUCUUCAACCAUACCAGCAUCUCCUUGGACCUGGGCCUCUCACUUUAGCUAGUCCACUCGUGCCAGGCCUCAAAGGGAAGAGUGACUCCAUCAAUGCAGCACUAGAAGGAACAGUAUCACAAACCAGGGAGAGGAAGCCAAAGAUUCAGUCAGACAGGGAAAUUAUUUGCAGACAUUGCAGCAAGCCAGCUGUAGAAAUCUCCUGGAGACAAACACCCAGGUCCACAUCUUCAGGAAAGAUAGGUUCCGAGGAGGUACAUGCUGGAUGCAAAUUCUGUAGGAAAGAUUUGAGGGUGAAGCAAUCUCAGCGAACGCUGAGAAGGGACCUCAGAGGAGAGAAGCCCUAUCAGUGUAAACAUUGCAGCAAGAGAUUCAGUCUGAAACACCAGCUGGACACACAUCUCCGAGUACAUACAGGGGAGAAGCCAUUUGAGUGUCGGCUGUGUGGUCAGCGGUCACGCGACUACUCUGCUAUGAUUAAGCAUCUACGUACGCACGGUGGGGCCACACCGUACCAGUGCACCCUGUGUUUGGAGUUCUGUAGCAGCCUGGCCACUAUGCAGAAGCACCUGAAGGGUCACCCCAGUCAGGACUUUCCACCCAGCUGGAGUCUGAGCAGCACCUACCUCUACACCUGCCACACAUGAGAGCCAGCUCUGCUGUCUUUACUGUUGAAAAGGAAAAUGAGGCAGUUAAUAUGCUUCCUAAUAUUAUAUUGCAGUGAACAAAAAUAAUAAUAAUAACAACAUUGCCUAAUAGCAUAAUAUGAUUAUUAUGCCAUCCUACACACCACCACACAUGCAGUACCCUUUAAUUAUGUACGAACCAUUUAUUUGAACAUUCUUUAUAAUGUUAUGACCGUUUUUAUAGAUUUUGUGUCCUUUAUCAGGUUGCUAAUUAUAAACCUACUAGAAUUAGAUUUUUUUAUUUUUCAGUGUGAACUAUAAGCUGAUAUUUCCUUUUAAAACAUCUCAGCCAUUUGUAAUGCUGGGAGUUAAAUUAAAUAUUCAAAUCUGAGCAGGAAAGUACUGUUAAAAAUACUGUCUACACAGCAAAUCCAAUCACUGUUAUAUAUACAUUCACCACCCACCUAAUUAGAAACAUUUAUUUAAAAGAAACACCUUCAUGCAAUGCCUUGUGUUAGCCAUCCUACAACAAGAAAACUGUUGUCUGAAUAUAUGAAUGGCCUGAAUAUAUGAAUUUUCUGAAUAUACACCAGUGCAAGAGUCACCAGCAUGCCAUCAUCAUGACUGUGUCACUGCUCUGCUGAGAAUGGCUGGCCACCCAAAUAAUAUCAGGUCAGACGUGGUCCUGUGAUCAGGAGCGGGCCCUCGAUUAAACUGGGUUGAAAGGUAAACUGAUAAAUUGCGCAUAGCAACAAUUAACAGCAACUACAGUGUAUAAAACUGUACUGUGUACAGAUAAACUUCUUAUAAACAGAGCGUGUUUGUACUGUAUCUGGGGCAGUGGAUUAAAAUGUGUAAAAUGUUGGGCCUCAUCACUGCUGCUUUUGAAACUCUUCAUAUGCAUUUACACGGAGAGUCACAGAACCAUUAGUCAUUAGUUUAUAGCAAUAUAUCUUUCUGGAAUUUAUUUCAUUAAGCAAAUUGUUAUUGCUUUUUUUGUCUUAGAGUUUAUGCAUGAGCUAUUUUUGUGGCUUAUACAACUUUUUAAAUAAAGCAUUAUAAUUUCAACCACAAUAAUAAACAAGCAAAUAAGUAAA
Molecule: messenger RNA, 2756 nt
Organism: Electrophorus electricus (electric eel)
Lineage: Eukaryota; Metazoa; Chordata; Actinopteri; Gymnotiformes; Gymnotidae
Gene: zbtb32
Product: zinc finger and BTB domain containing 32
Biological process (GO): regulation of transcription by RNA polymerase II
Molecular function (GO): DNA-binding transcription factor activity, RNA polymerase II-specific; protein binding; RNA polymerase II cis-regulatory region sequence-specific DNA binding
Source: RefSeq, a predicted model, not a curated record